AAGGGGUUAGGAGUUGUCCUACAAGUUGAGCAGAGGAGAAGCAGAUGGAUUCGUGCUUCUUCUUCUUCUUCUUCCUUUCUCGCUUUCAUUUCACUUUUACUGAACUAACAAGUCGUGAUGAACUAAAAGAGGACUAAAAGUAGUCUAGGACCGGAAGUAAGGAGGUCAAACUGUCCUUCUCGUUCGGACUUCAUGGAUCAUUGUCGCUAAAAAAACAAACAAUUGCAUCAACUUGAAUUGUUUCCACCUUGGUCUCCAUGGAGGUGACAUGUUCAUCCCCGCUUGAAGGAGCGUGAACGCUAUCGAUAUCCUUUAUCGAGCCACGGAAUGGCGGCUCUCGUCCUGGUUCUGCUUUGUCUUUGGAGCUGCGGGGACGCCAAAAGCGCGUUCCCGAUCAGAACCUCCUACAGCCUCUAUGCCGGCGACAACGCUCACGGUGCCCGAGUGGCCAGCAGACACAGAAACUGGUGUGCGUUUGCUGUGACCAAGACUGUGAGUUGUGUUGUUGAAGACGGUGUGGAGACGUACGUGAAGCCAGACUACCAUCCUUGUGCGUGGGGUAGCGCUCAGUGCAGUCGACUGGUCUCCUAUCGUACUUACAUGCGGCCCAGGUACAAAGUAGCCUAUAAAAUGGUGACACAGAUGGAGUGGAAGUGUUGCCACGGUUACAGUGGAGAAGACUGCAACAAUGGUCCAGUUGGAGGGACAGGAGUCUCCAGCAACCCUCAGUCCCAGCCAGGACAAGGAGGAAGUAGUUCGAGCACCGGACAAGGAGGCUUUAACACUGGCUUGGGACAGAAUGGGGGACACGGCGGAAGGGUGGAUAGUGAAAAAAUGAGGCAGUUGGAGGACAAGAUCCAUACUCUGACCAAAACUAUUGAGGACCUGCAGUCGACAAUGAUUUCCAUGAACGAGCACUUUAAGGGAGGGGCCAACAAACCUGGUUUCAGUGGCAGCGGCGGUAUCUCCUCCGGAGGAAGAAACCCUGCUGAUGCAGCUCAGCCCGAAAUCAAAGAAACUAUUCACAGCAUUCAAGCUAAACUGGAUCAGCUCGACAAUCGCACUCAGGCUCACGAUAAAACCCUGGUCAGUAUCAACAACCACCUUGUAAACGGAAAAGGUAAUGAUUUGGAAGGAGGUCUUCCUGGAGGAGGUGUGAGUGGAAAAAGCCUAAACUUGCUGAAAGAAGAUAUCCUGAAGGAGCUGGAGAGAAGAGUUUCACUAUCAUGUUCUUCCUGUCAGGCUGGCGUGGAGGACCUACAAAGGCAGCAGCGGGAAGAUCGUGAAAGAAUCCGGGCUCUGGAGAAGCAGCUCAAUGCUAUGGAUGUUCGUCAUCGGCAGGGCAUUGAUGGGCUGCGGCAGGAGGUGGCAACUUCAAGGGAAUGCUGUGACGGCAUCGACAAUCUUAGAAACCGCAUCACAGAUACCGAGCGCAAGAUCAGCACAGGGGCCGAGAACUUUGAUAUUCUUCAAAACCGCCUCAACAAUGUGCUCAGAGGAGGAAGUAGCAGCGGUGAUAAGGACGGAGGCUUCAGAGGCGGGGAAAUUGGUGCCGGAGGUAGCCUUGGUGGUGGCAGAGGGGAUUUGGUAGUAACACAAGAUAAACUGAACAACUUACUGAAAGAUUUGGAACGGCGGGUCAAUAACACUAUGGAGCAAACAGAGCAAAGCUGUGAAUACCUGGAAAAUGAUUUGAAGGAUUACUUCCAUAAAGACCUCGCUGACCUCAGGACUGUGUUCCUGGACCGCUUCGACGAUCAGGCCUUCAGGAUCGCAGAUGUGGAGCUGGACGUGGGGCUUGUAAAGCAGAGAGUGGCCGAGCAUGACAAGACACUAUCAAAGCUGGAAAACACUACCUUCCUCCUGAAUAGGGAGCUGAAGGAGUGUGGCUGUGGAGACUCGGUGGCAAAAGGAGGAGGAAAUACCAUCAAUGAUGGUAGCACAGGUGACACUGGGGUUGACAGAGGUGACACAGGGGGUAGCAGAGGUGGCACUGGUGGUGGCAGAGGUGAAACCGCUGAUGACAGAGGUGGCGGUGGUGGUGGCAGAGGUGACAGUGGUGGUGGUGGCAGAGGUGACACAGGUGGAGGCAGAGGUGGCACAGUUGGAGGCAGAGGUGGCACUGGUGCAGGUGGCGAAGGAGGUGUGACAAUAGGAGGAGGAGAAGGAUCAUCUGAGUUCGGAGGAGGAAGAGAUAAUUUCACAAAGAAAUCAUUGGAGUGGAGAGUGGUCGCCAACGAGGAUCAGAUCAGACAUUUCAACACGAGAAUCAAAGACCUAUCUGUGUCUGGAGACACUCUUAAUGACAAGGUAGUGGACCUGAGCCAUGAUGUCCGUAAGAUUAAGGCUUUGACUGGUGAUCACGGUGAACAUUUCAACCGUAUUGUGACAGAGGUGGAUUUGCUCGGACAAGACUGUUUACUCUGUGGGACGGUGGAAGAUGAAUUACGGAAGCUGCAGAACCAAUCCAAAGAUGAACUGGGCCGCCUGCAGAACCACUUGAACAGACUCCAGCUUAGUGUGGACUCUGGGGGUGCCUGCAACCAGAUCUGCUCCCACUUACAGGAUGAAGUUCACCUUCUGCGAAAGGAUGUCGCACGGUGCACCAGUCAAUGUGGUGGUUCUGGUAGCAGCGGUUCGACGAGUGCAAAUGGAGCUGCAGAUGGACAUGGUUUGGAUGCCGAGAGGCCUUUAGAUGGUCACAGUGUGAUCGGAGGCUCCAUGAACAACAUCCAGUUGAAGACUCUUCAGGGUGAACUGUCUGAGGUCAUCCUGACGUUCAGUUCCAUAAACGACACCCUUAAGGGUUUAGAACACACUGUUCACAAACAUGGCAGCGUCAUCACCGACCUGGGAAACACCAAGGAUAAGAUUAUUUCUGAACUGGACAAAAUCCAACAGGAGGUGACAGAACACAUCGAGGACAAUCGGGACCGGUUGAAUGGGAUGAACAGGGAUGUCCGACGUUUUGAGAGCACCUUGCUAGUGGAGAUGGGAGACUGCAAGAGAUCAAGUGAUGGGCUCGAGAAGAGGCUAUCCAAACUUGAAGGUGUCUGUGGAAGGAUGGACGGAGUCUAUGACUCAAUCCACAAGAUCAAGGAAGGACUAAACCAACAUGUAUCUAGUUUAUGGACCUGUGUUUCGGGUCUAAACAACUCAAUAAUUCAACACGGAGGUAUUCUGGACUUUGUUCAGAAGAACCAGGAUGAUGUCCAGAUCCGAUUGAAGAACCUCAACUUCAGCUUAAAUGGCAUAUUGAAAGACUUGCAGAGCUUUUCUGACAAUGGACUCACAGGGCGGCCAGGGCCUCCAGGACCCCCAGGAGAAAAAGGUUUCAAUGGACUGCCAGGUCCCAAAGGGCCACCUGGAUCCCCUGGAAGACCAGGAGAAAGUGGGGCUCGCGGUCUACCAGGUUCCAAAGGAGAGGCAGGACUGCCGGGUGUUGAUGCUCAUUCACCCAAACUGUCAUUCUCUGCCACUCUGACUGUCCCUAUGGAGAGGGCAGGAACCAUUGUCUUUGAUGAGGUCUUUGUUAAUGAAGGAGACUUCUAUGACCCCAGAACAGGCAUCUUCACAGCCCCCGUUGAUGGCCGCUACUUUUUCAGCGCCAUCCUGACAGGCCACAAGAACGAGAAGAUCGAGGCAGUUUUGUCCAAAUCCAACUACGGCAUGGCCCGAGUGGACUCUGGGGGUUACCAGCCUGAGGGCUUGGAGAACAACCCCAUGGCCGAAGCCAAAACCCCUCCAGGCUCGCUGGCGGUCUUUAACAUCAUCCUACCGCUGCAGACUGGGGACACGGUCUACAUCGACUUGGUGAUGGGCAAGUUGGCCCACUCUGUGGAACCGUUGACCAUCUUUAAUGGGAUGCUGCUCUAUGAAGCUAUGUGAUGACUUCCUGGCCAAACACACGAGACACUACUUGACAAGGAACAAUCAAUCAAGACAAGCCCACAUGUGGCACUACCAAACCCUUGAUUCACUUCUUUAUCCUGAAGUGGACAGAUUUUUUUUUUUUUUUUCAAACGUAACGGAUCACCAGAGGUGUUCAGGGGAACUCGUUAAGCAGUUUUUGUGAUUGUAAAUCCCCUUCUGAUGUUGUGAGUUGAGCCUUACAAAGCUAUGAACGUUACAUCAAUUGGAAUAGUGAAGCAAACACUGAAACUUUGUUCAUGCAGUCACCAUUGUGAGACCUUGAAACAACAUGAACUGAACAUCUCGGCUUGACACGUCAGACAUGUGGGGGGUUCCUCCUCGGUGACGUUGUGAGUGAUUAACUCGAUGUGUGAUGCCAUUGAAAGGUGACCAGUCCAGGGUUAUUAGUCUGCCAAGCUGGUAUAGGCUCCAGCUCUGCAACACUGAACAGGGUGAACCGUAGAAAAAAGGACUUCAUGUCAAGUGUGGUGCAUUGUGUGAAACAUCGAGAACACAGGUGUCAAAAGUUAAGUGCAGUCGGCUAAGUAGAACUUUAAUUAAUUUCUUCAUCUCCAUCUAUUUGAACUCAGAUGUAGAGGUAUUGAUUUAUCUGUGAGGAUGGAGGCCACAGUGGUAUUAUUUGGAGGCACUUCACUAGCCAUUCUUACUAAAGAUGUCAGAUUACCACAAAAUCUAGCAAUAAUAGAACUGUACACGACUAAAACCGACACCACUUUGACUAUUAAAACAUGGCAGUACAAAAUAACACAUCAGAGAUGUUUGACAACGUUGUCAAAAGUGACAAUUGUGACAACAACAAAGCGUGAUGGGAAACGCUGCUCGUCAGACGCAUUCUCAGACUCUUCCAGAUUCUGUGGAAAACCCUCGGAUCAAAAGAACUUGUGUUAAUGUGGGGUCAGUUAGUCCUUUUCAGUCCAAAGUCUGAAAUGUGCUUUGAAUUUUGUGCCAUUAAAAUUUGACACCUUUUUGUGGACUCAUCUGAAGGUCUAACUUUGACACUGAUGUGCCUUUAAAAGCAUGUGUAUUUUGAAUCAUUCAGGACACAACUAGUUCCACUUUUGAAUGUUUCAUCAUAAAUUGCACAAUGUUUGUUUCCAUAAGCCACUUCAUGUUGUUUUCAUUGACAAUUUUUCUAUAAAAUAAUAUUGUCUAUAUCUGGUUGAUACCAUUUCUGAAAGUAGGAAGAGCACAUUAGAAAUAUUGUCUUACAAAAAUGUCAAUGUCCUCAUUUUUAGGUGUUGUUUUAUCAAAAAGAUGAAUGUAAGGUAAUAAAAAUGAAAUAUUUAAUGCA
Molecule: messenger RNA, 5224 nt
Organism: Nerophis ophidion (straightnose pipefish)
Lineage: Eukaryota; Metazoa; Chordata; Actinopteri; Syngnathiformes; Syngnathidae
Product: EMILIN-1-A-like
Exons: 14
Coding region: 328-3888 (1186 amino acids)
Molecular function (GO): protein binding
Source: RefSeq, a predicted model, not a curated record